CCUCCAGCAAGAUGACAUAGUAUAUGUCAAGUCCUAACAGUAUGGACACACCUUCAGCAUUAUGGUAUAUAACAGAGAAGAAAUGCUUCAGUUUCAUAAACACAGCACUCCAAACGCUCCAAACUUCCUGAAGUGCAGCAACAUGUUCGAAACGCAUCAAGCACACUGGGUGGCGCUGUUCAGUAGAGCGGCAGUGUUUGCUCUCCUGAUGUGGGCACCUCUGCAGGUGGCAGCAGAUUCAGAAGAGGAGGCCCCCUCAGAUUGGUUGCUGUGGAAAAAGUUCCAUCAAAUAUCCUACGAUGACGAGAGUGACGACGUUCAGAGACAGACGAUCUGGGAGAGCAACAUGCGAAUGAUUGAGAAAAACAAUGAAGAUUUCCACUUCGGACUGUCAACGUUUAGCAUGGCAAUGAACAAAUACGGUGACCUUACCAAGAUGGAGUAUAACCGCUUGUUGGGUGCCAAAAUUAAUGGCCCAAUAAAUAGGAAGGGAAAGACUGUAUCUGCGCAAGCGUUACGUGUCAACGCUAACAGACUGGGAUUGACCAACGUGGACUAUCGAGCACAAGGAUAUGUGACUGAAGUCAAAGAUCAAGGAUACUGUGGAUCUUGCUGGGCCUUUAGCACUACAGGCGCCAUUGAAGGACAAAUGUUCAAGAGGACGGGACGGUUGGUGUCCCUCAGCGAACAGCAGCUGGUGGACUGUUCCAGGUCCUACGGCACGUAUGGCUGCAGCGGAGCCUGGAUGGCGAACGCCUAUGAUUACGUGCUCCAUAAAGGGCUGGAAAGCUCUGACACUUACCCCUAUACAUCAGUGGAUACCCAGCCCUGUUUUUAUGACAGAGGUUUAGUUGCAGCCAGAAUCAGUGACUACAGGUUCAUCCCGGCCGGAGAUGAACAGGCUCUGGCUGAUGCUGUGGCAACUAUUGGUCCGAUCACUGUCGCCAUAGAUGCCGAUCAUCCAAGUUUCCUCUUCUACAGUUCAGGAAUCUACAAGGAAUCUAACUGUAACCCUAACAACCUCAACCAUGCUGUGCUUGUGGUUGGUUAUGGCUCAGAGAGGGGCAAAGAUUACUGGAUAAUCAAAAACAGUUGGGGAACAGGAUGGGGUGAAGGAGGCUACAUGCGAAUGCUCCGCAAUGGUAGAAAUAUUUGCGGAAUCGCCAGCUAUGCUCUUUAUCCCGUUGUGUGAGAAGAACCAGAAGUUUCCAAAUAAAGAC
Labeo rohita (rohu) is the source of this 1220-nucleotide messenger RNA. RefSeq names its product procathepsin L. The coding region runs from base 62 to 1192 and encodes 376 amino acids. Gene Ontology annotation, cellular component: lysosome. NCBI's taxonomy places the organism in Eukaryota, Metazoa, Chordata, Actinopteri, Cypriniformes, Cyprinidae. The record is from RefSeq and is a predicted model, not a curated record. The transcript has 8 exons. Gene Ontology annotation, molecular function: cysteine-type endopeptidase activity. Gene Ontology annotation, biological process: immune response.